AUGCCGAGUCAAGAGGUUGUUACAACAAAAGUUGUGGUUCAUCCACUGGUAUUAUUAAGUGUCGUGGACCAUUUUACUCGUAUGGGAAAAAUAGGUAAUCAAAAACGCGUUGUAGGUGUUUUACUUGGAUCUUGGCGAGCUAAAGGAGUAUUAGAUGUGUCAAACAGUUUUGCAGUGCUUGUUAUUAUUGAUGCUAAACCAAAAGAUCUUGGUCUUCCUACUGAGGCGUAUCAAGCCGUCGAAGAAGUUCAUGAUGAUGGAUCACCCACAUCGAAAACUUUUGAGCAUAUUCCCAGUGAAAUUGGUGCUGAAGAAGCUGAAGAAGUCGGUGUAGAGCAUUUACUAAGAGAUAUCAAGGACACAACUGUUGGCACAUUGAGUCAAAGAAUUACUAAUCAACUACUUGGACUCAAGGGUAUUCAUGCACAACUUCGUGAAAUUAAAGAUUACUUGAUUCAGGUUAGCACUGGAAAACUUCCUAUCAAUCAUCAAAUUGUAUAUCAACUUCAGGAUAUAUUUAAUUUACUUCCUGAUAUGACUCAAAAUACUUUCGUAGAUUCAUUAUAUAUAAAAACUAACGAUCAAAUGUUAGUAGUGUACUUAGCCGCGCUUGUCAGGUCUAUAAUCGCUUUGCACAAUCUUAUAAAUAAUAAGUUGACGAACCGUGAUGCCGAGAAAAAAGAAACGGAUAAGAAAACAGACAUAAAGAAAGAAGAAAAAAAAGAGGAUGAGAAAAAAGAUGAGAAAGAAAAAGCUAAAGCUAAGUGA
Cotesia congregata is the source of this 768-nucleotide messenger RNA. The record is from the annotation of a GenBank genome assembly. Lineage: Eukaryota; Metazoa; Arthropoda; Insecta; Hymenoptera; Braconidae.